Molecule: messenger RNA, 1276 nt
Organism: Calliphora vicina (urban bluebottle blowfly)
Lineage: Eukaryota; Metazoa; Arthropoda; Insecta; Diptera; Calliphoridae
Product: aminoacylase-1-like
Exons: 4
Coding region: 46-1248 (400 amino acids)
Biological process (GO): amino acid metabolic process
Cellular component (GO): cytoplasm
Molecular function (GO): aminoacylase activity
Source: RefSeq, a predicted model, not a curated record
UCCAGAAUAGUGCAUUCGUUUGUGAUUUGUUUACUGCAUAAGAAAAUGGACUCUUGGAAAGAUAAUGAAGAAAUUAAACUAUUUCAGGAAUAUUUAAGAAUUCCUAGUGUUCACCCGAACGUGGAUUACGAACCAUGCAUCAAAUUUCUAAUCAAACAAGCUGAAUCUUUGCAAUUGCCAUAUAAAAUUCAUCAUGUUGGUGGCAAUUUAAAAACUCCCCUAUUUAUUGCCUCCUGGAUAGGUGCUAAUCCAGAAUUGCCAACGAUAUUAGUAAAUUCUCACAUGGAUGUAGUACCCGUUUUCGUAGACAAAUGGACCCAUUCUCCAUUUGGAGCUGACAUCGAUGUCGAGGGUAGAAUUUUUGCCAGAGGUUCUCAGGAUUGUAAAUGUAUUGGCAUGCAAUAUUUUGCAGCUAUACGUUCACUAAAGAAAUCAAACAUUCAAAUUAAACGUACUCUCCAUGUAAUGUUUGUACCAGAUGAGGAGAUUGGUGGAGAAUAUGGCAUGCAAACAUUUAGUAAAACCAAAGAUUUUCGUGAUUUGAAUGUAGGAUUUGCUUUGGAUGAAGGUUCGGCCACAGAUGAUGAGAAAUUUGUAGCACACUAUGCGGAGAGGAGUAUAUGGCAAAUUAAUUUUAUAUUUAAUGGAUCUGCUGGUCAUGGAUCGUUGUUUUUAAAAAAUACAGCAGGUGAAAAACUUGUACACUUUUUAAAUAAAGUUGCAACUUUUCGAUCGGCAGAGGUCAAACGUAUGGAAGCCGAUCCCACAUUAAAAAUGGGUGAUGUGACUAGCAUUAACCUGACUAUAAUCAAAGGGGGCGUACAGUCGAAUGUUGUACCUUCGCAAUUGGAAGCGUGUUUUGAUAUGCGCAUUGCUGUUGAUGAGGAUCUCAAGAAAUUCGAAAAACUGUUGCAAAAAUGGUGCUGUGAAGCAGGUGGUGAUAUAGAAUGGGAAUGGAUUUUUAGAUGUGAUACGGCUCCACCUACAAAAGUUGAUCAAACCAAUCCAUAUUGGUGUGGCAUGCAAAAAGUGUUCAAUAAAAUGAAUCUAGUUUUGGAAGCUCAUGUUUUCACGGGUGGCACUGAUAGUCAGUUUUUGCGUGAUAUUGGUAUACCUUCCCUUGGCUUCUCUCCCAUGAACAAUACUCCAACAUUGAUGCAUGAUCACGAUGAAUAUCUGAAGGCGGAUGUUUACUUGCAUGGCAUAGAAAUUUAUAAGGAAAUUCUUAAGGAGUUAUUAAAUAUGUAAAUUUUGAUAAACUUAAAAUAUUAUUUGA